CAUAUGAUUUAUGUAUUCUAUUCGUCUAGUAUAGACAUAUAUUUUGUAAUAUUUAGUAUUUGUCGUGUUGGAUUUUAAUCUAAAUAUUAAUUAAAUUAAUGUAAUUGUACAACCUAAGUUCAUUUAGUGUUAACAAUCAUAUUUAAGUAACAAACAUGGACCUUCACCGACCGGUGGAUCCUAACAAGACAUACCAGGAGCUGACGUCUGAGGAGAGAUUGAGAUAUGAUCACCAGAAAUUGCAUGAACUCCACAAAGGCCAUGAAUCAAUGCAUACAACUAUGGUCUUAAUAUUAAUAGGAGCACUUGUAAUUUCACAAGUUGUCAUUGUCCAAUGGAAGAAACGACAUUAUAGGUCAUAUGCUUUCUUCACAAUGAUCGCCAUGUGGUCCAUCCCAGUCAUGAUAAGCUUUAAAAACGGUUGGUGGAGAUUUGUAUCAAUUUGGAGUGUAUUCACACUCCUUACAGCUCUAGUCAUUAGAAAAAGUUCAAUUAAGCCAAUGUCUGCUACUACGCCUAGAUUAGUGUACAAAUGGUUUUAUUUAAUAUAUAAAGUUUGCUGUUUUGUUGGUGUGUUUGGUUACAUACUGAUGAUGCUUACAAUGCUCGGCGUCAACUUGAUGUUCGGACAGAAGCCCCAAGUCUGGAUGGACAUAGCUAUAUUGUUUUUGUUUAACGGCUUGUACUUCGGAGUACUAGGGAGGGAUGUUGCUGAAUAUUGCACUGAUCAAAUGGCAGCAUCCAUCGGGUACUACACGAAGGAGGGCAUACCGACUCGGCAGCUGGAGAGCGACGUGUGCGCCGUGUGCGGGGCCGCGCUGCUGGUGCCCCUGCACGAGGAGGGCGUGCUGGAAAACACAUACAAGCUGCCGUGCGGACAUGUCUUCCACGAGUUCUGCAUCCGGGGCUGGUGCAUAGUCGGCAAGAAGCAGACGUGUCCGUAUUGCAAAGAGAAGGUGGACCUCAAGCUGAUGUUCACGAACCCUUGGGACCGUCCGCACAUCAUGUACGGCCAGCUGCUGGACUGGAUCCGCUGGCUGGUGGCGUGGCAGCCGCUCGUCAUGUUCCUCGUGCAGGGAGUCAACUGGUUGUUUGGACUUGAAUGAAAUCGAUGAGAAAUGUUUAAUACUGACCGAUACGAUUUGUCGUUGAAUUAAAAAAAAAAUUCUUUAUACAGGGUGUGCAAAACUAAAACAAAAAUAGAUGGCAAUGCUGGAGAGUUCUGACGUAAUUACACAAAAAAAAAAAA
Messenger RNA from Bombyx mandarina (wild silkworm), 1249 nucleotides. RefSeq names its product E3 ubiquitin ligase Rnf121. Lineage: Eukaryota; Metazoa; Arthropoda; Insecta; Lepidoptera; Bombycidae. Gene Ontology annotation, molecular function: ubiquitin protein ligase activity; metal ion binding. Gene Ontology annotation, biological process: ERAD pathway. The record is from RefSeq and is a predicted model, not a curated record. Gene Ontology annotation, cellular component: endoplasmic reticulum membrane; Golgi membrane.